Trichoderma reesei QM6a is the source of this 474-nucleotide messenger RNA. RefSeq lists its product as uncharacterized. Lineage: Eukaryota; Fungi; Ascomycota; Sordariomycetes; Hypocreales; Hypocreaceae. The record is from RefSeq and is a predicted model, not a curated record. The transcript has a single exon. Bases 1 to 474 code for a protein of 157 amino acids.
AUGGCAUCCACCAGCACCGGCAAAAUCUACGUCCUCAAAAACAGCUUCACAGCCGCCGCCAAAAUCCUCGCCCUCAUAAAUAACGGGGGCACAUCCCUCUCCAUGAUAGACGCCCGCAACGUCAACCCAGACAGCCUCUGGUUCCUCACGCCCACCCACACGCCGCACUUCUACCGCCUGCACACCAUAGCCAACGGCGUCAAGCAGUCUCUCGAUGUCAUCAACGACAACGGAGUGCAGAGCGUCAACCUCGAGCUAGCCAGUACCGGGGAGUACUCGGGCCAGUAUUGGAGAUUCGAUGACUGGCAUACGAACGCUGCGUAUCCGUAUCGUCUGAGCAAUAACUUUACGGGGCCGAAUGCGCAUCUUGACGUUUAUUCGGAUACGUUUGCGGCGCAUCUGGCUGGGGGGGACUAUACUGGGCAGCAUUGGGCGCUUGUGCCUGCGGAUACAGUGGUUGUGACCACAUCGUAG